UCAGUGAUUACAACGUGUCUAAGUAUGUUCCUAAAUAAAAUUGUAAACAAAUAUAAGGAAUUGUGGGAAGAUGGAGAAUUUGUGGAUGAAAAUGAAACAGAAAUCUUACAAUCUAGUUUUUGGUUUAUGCGCUUGUUCCGCAUGAUACCCAGCCAUGGCAAAAACAUGAGUGGUCAAGAUUUGAUACUAUUUGCAAUUAUAAUGUUUCCCUUCAGUAUGGCUGGUUCCCUUUCAGAGAUGGUGGCCGUUUUUAAUAGAGACUUUAUCUUGCUGGAUGAUUUACUUCAGUGUUUAUCUUUGGUGGCAACUGGUGUCAAUAUUUACCUCACCAUUGGAGUUUUUAUGUAUAAAAACCAAGCAAUUGCAGAACUCGCCCAAAGUAUUGGCUCUUUUCAUCAGUUUCCAAAACCGAUGAGUUUUGACCGCGCUAACCGUCUGGCUAAUUUUGUUACCGAUUUCAUGGCAAUCUAUACGAUUUUAGGAACUUUAUUCUUCGGAUUUAUUAGCUUCAUGUUCCGUGAUGAUUGCUUGAAGGAAAAUAUUGAACUUUCAAUCAACAGAAUUUGUGGCCCAGUUUCACCCAUUCCUUUACCAGAAUAUUUCAACAAUUCCCCUUAUGUAGAAAUGUUGUCUUCAUUUAUAUUAUUUAAUUGUAUACUGCUCUGCGUUGCUACGGCUGUUAUCUUGACUUUUAUCUGCGGAUUGGUCAUUGUUAUUAUAUCGCGUAUUCGACACUUCAAAGCAGAAGUACAUAAUGCAUUCGAGAUUUCCUCAAAACACAGACGUAUUGCUUGUCUGAAAUACAGCGUCAGAUAUCAUGUACAUAUUAUUAAUUUAAUACGAAAAUUGAAUGCUUGCAUAUCUACUGCAAGCCUGCUUCAAGCAACGUUUACCGCUGCCGUUAUUGCGAUGGUUGCAUUCCAAUUUUCAAUGAAGCCAGAACUGAAAACGGCAUUACUAGGAUUUGGAUGGUUCAUGGUGCUGUCUAUUUUGUGUUAUGCAGGGCAAGCAUUAAUUGAUGAAACGUCUGAUUUAUCUGAACAUAUUUACAAUACCAAUUGGUAUAACUACGAGGUGGAAACUCAAAAAUUUGUCUAUAUGUUCAUUGUUCGUGGAAAUCAUUUUUUAUUUAUUGAUACAAUGUUUUUGGGACCAUUAGGGUUGACUACAUUUGCAUUUGCCAUGCAGAAUUCUUAUUCAUUACUUGCAAUUUUGCAUCAACAACAAGCCAAAUAA
Dalotia coriaria is the source of this 1236-nucleotide messenger RNA. RefSeq lists its product as uncharacterized. The transcript is spliced from 3 exons. Bases 25 to 1236 code for a protein of 403 amino acids. The record is from RefSeq and is a predicted model, not a curated record. Gene Ontology annotation, biological process: sensory perception of smell; detection of chemical stimulus involved in sensory perception of smell. Gene Ontology annotation, molecular function: odorant binding; olfactory receptor activity. Gene Ontology annotation, cellular component: plasma membrane. Lineage: Eukaryota; Metazoa; Arthropoda; Insecta; Coleoptera; Staphylinidae.